AUGGGGAUUUUCAGUAUCUUUGUGGAUAAUUUACUAGUGUCAUUAGAUCCAAAAGGCCUUUAUCCUUUUUUUACAAAAUUUGGAGUGGUUAAGGAUGUCUUUAUCCCAAACAAAAGAAGGAAAACAACACGGUCAAGAUUCGGGUUUGUACAUUACGACUGUCCGGUUGCUACUGAAGUUGUUGUUCAAAAAGCGGUUGGAAUGUGGUGUGAUGAAAAAGUGUUACAAGUUAAAAGGGCAGAUUUUGGCAAAGAACAGCAAGUUGGUUUAAAGGAAGCAGUGAAUCGAAUAACAGAGCAAAAUAUGAACCAGUACAGGCAGUCGACCACCUUUAGGAAUGCUCCUUUAAGAAGUAAAUCAUUUGUAGAAAUUGUAAAAGGAAAAGGUGCAAGUGGAGAAACAACUUUAACAGUUAAAGCAGUGGAAGAAGGGAAUGGAUGA
Messenger RNA from Camellia sinensis, 441 nucleotides. The record is from RefSeq and is a predicted model, not a curated record. NCBI's taxonomy places the organism in Eukaryota, Viridiplantae, Streptophyta, Magnoliopsida, Ericales, Theaceae.